AUGCCUGCGGACUACGAGUCCACGGCACGGGCGUUGGCGCUGUCGACCUCCCCGCCAGAGCCGCUAGCAGAUUCCCACGACGACGAGGAGCAGCCCAUAUGGAGUCGGUCGGGGAGGCGCGACUCGUCGGCGCGCUGGUCGACCGAGCAGGCAACCAGUUUCCGCGACCGGAUGAUUGAGAAGGCCAAGAAGCUGUAUCGGAUGGCCAACGACCGGUAUGAGCAGAUGACACUAUGGCAGAAGAUUGGAUUCUAUGCGGCGUCCCUCGGCGCAGCGGUGUUGGGCAUUGGGCUCAUGGUCUUGACGGGCAAGGUGUUCAUUUGGUUGGGCCCAGUCGCGGAGAAGUGGGAGAAGUCCUGGCUGGUGGCCUUUGUUCUAUGGAUAUCUAUCUUUUUCAUCUCAUUCCCGCCGUUGGUGGGCUGGUCGACCUUGGGAACGAUGGCCGGAUUUAUCUUUGGCUGGUGGAAAGGAUGGAUUAUAUACAGCACUGCGACCGUCGUCGGAUCUACAGCCUCAUUCUAUGUUUCGCGCACCGUGCUCUCCAAAUUCGUCAAUCGCCUGAUGGAACGUGACAAGCGGUUUGCGGCGCUGUCGCUAACGCUUAAAUACGAUGGGCUGAAGCUCCUCUGCAUGAUUCGCCUGUGCCCAUUGCCGUAUUCGAUUUGCAACGGUGCAGUAUCUACGUUCCCGACGGUACAACCCUUGACGUAUGGGUUGGCUACUGCGAUUAUCUCCCCAAAAUUGUUGGUUCCUGCAUUCAUUGGAAGUCGCGUACGCUUGCUCUCCGAGAAAGGCGAGGAGAUGAGUGCAGGCUCCAAGGCCAUCAACAUUAUCAGUAUUAUCGUGACGGUCUGUAUUGGAAUUUUCACGGGUUAUUACAUCUACAAUAGAACUUUGGCUCGUGCGAAAGAACUUGAGGCCAAGGAACGCGCCGAAAUCCGGCAAUCUCUCCAGGCUGACCAUGCCGCCCAUCGGCCUCACCGCAGAUUUUCUGACGAUGACGAUGUAAAUGCGGCGGCCACUAUGCUCGCUCGGGAUGAAGAGGAGCGCAUCGGCUUCGACGAUCUGGAUGAUGACAAUGUCGAUCUGGACCUGGACGAUGAUAGCGACAAUGAUCCCGCGGGUCGAUGGAACAAGAAGACGGGCCGACGGUCAUAUCAUGAUGACUUUACGGAUAAUGAUUCGGAUGACUUCCCCAAUGAAGGGCACGAGGCCUAUGGGCUACAUAGCCAUGUCCAACAUGAGACGUGA
This is a messenger RNA of Penicillium cataractarum, 1251 nucleotides long. Its product is annotated as TVP38/TMEM64 family protein. Bases 1 to 1251 code for a protein of 416 amino acids. Gene Ontology annotation, cellular component: Golgi membrane. Gene Ontology annotation, biological process: mitotic spindle elongation; vesicle-mediated transport. The record is from RefSeq and is a predicted model, not a curated record. Lineage: Eukaryota; Fungi; Ascomycota; Eurotiomycetes; Eurotiales; Aspergillaceae. The transcript is spliced from 3 exons.